This is a messenger RNA of Tricharina praecox, 1970 nucleotides long. RefSeq names its product MFS transporter-like protein. The coding region runs from base 220 to 1752 and encodes 510 amino acids. NCBI's taxonomy places the organism in Eukaryota, Fungi, Ascomycota, Pezizomycetes, Pezizales, Pyronemataceae. Gene Ontology annotation, molecular function: transmembrane transporter activity. Gene Ontology annotation, biological process: transmembrane transport. The transcript is spliced from 15 exons. The record is from RefSeq and is a predicted model, not a curated record.
CGCCGAAGUGACGACCGGCGGGUACGCCCAUAAACAUUACCCGGAGUAUACGCAGUCCACCAUAUCUACCGAGCCGGAAGAAUGAGAAGAAAAAAAGGAGCUCCGAUCGUGAACUAACUUUUCCAUCGAGAGUAUACUAUUCUGUGCUCACUGCCGAGAAGCAUACCUUUAGUUCACUACACGACUUUUCUAUUCGCCCAGCAUAACUAUCAUACGACGAUGGAGCAUGAUCAGGACUGCAAAGAGCACGAGCUACCGCCCGGAUCCGAGAGUGAUGUGACGACGGCACCCCGGGGGCAUCUGAAGAAGCCCAUGUUUUUGGAGUUUCGCAGCGGGAAGGGGUUCAUCAUCGCGGUGGUUGCGGUGGCGGUUUUUACGGACGUCUUUCUUUACGGCCUGAUCGUACCGGUGUUCCCCUUCUCCCUCGAGGACCGGGUGGGUGUUUCAUCAGACAGUGUUCAGAAAUGGGUCUCCGUACUGCUCGCCGUUUAUGGUGUAGGGUUACUAGUCGGAUCUCCGGUCUGCGGGUACAUAGCAGAUCGCACCACCAGCCGCCGUGCACCGUUCAUGGCCGGUCUAGUAACGCUCGCCGGCUCCACGGUGAUGCUGUGCAUCGGCUCCAACAUCACGGUCCUGGUGAUCGGCCGGUUGCUGCAGGGGAUAUCCGCGGCGGUGGUGUGGACCGUUGGUCUGGCGCUGCUCGUAGACACCGUGGGGCAGGAUGAGGUCGGCGAGAGCAUGGGGGUCGUGGCUGUGGCCAUGAGCUUGGGCAUCUUUGUGGCGCCGCUACUGGGCGGUGUCGUGUACGAGAAGGGCGGUUACUAUGCUGUUUUCGCCAUGGCGUUCGGCUUGAUCGGCGUCGACAUAGUGCUACGGCUCAUCGUCAUCGAGAAGAAGACUGCGCAGAAGUACAUGGACCCGGAAGAAGAAGCAGCAGGCGACCCAGCGGUUCCUGCAGAUCUGGAGAGAAGCGACCAAGGAACGGUAUUACCGGAUUCGGUAGAGGAAAGAGAACGUGGGGAUCAGCCAGACUCUAGCCCUGAAGAGCUAUCCAAAAUAAGACUAUUCCUAAGGAGAAUGCCCCCAGUAAUAACAUUGCUGGGACACCCUCGACUUCUUGUUGCACUCUGGGCGACGUUGAUGCAAGCAGUGCUGACGACAUCGUUCGAAACAACCGUUCCACUGCAUGUGCACGACACCUUCGGUUUCGGGCCGACCGGCGCAGGCUUGAUGUUUAUUGCACUGAUAGUACCGUCGUUCUUCGCCCCACUGAUCGGAAAGAUGUGCGACCGCUACGGACCCCGCCUAUUCGCCACGGGCGGGUUCAUCCUGCUAACUCCCUUCCUGAUCCUGCUGCGUCUACCUGACAAGAACGAGGUGGGCCAGAUCGUCCUUUUCUGUGCGCUGCUGGCCCUGGCCGGAGCGGCAUUGGCGCUCGUCAUGGCACCGGUCAUGGCCGAGAUAACGCUGGUGGUACGGGACCUCGAGAGCAAAAGGCCGGGUAGAUUCGGGCCGAACGGCGCUUAUGGGCAGGCGUACAGUCUCUUCAACGUUGCAUUCGCAGGCGGGUCCGUUGUGGGUCCAUUGCUAGCCGGCUUGCUGAACGACGCUGUGGGCUGGAAGACUGUGACUUUGGUCUUGGGCCUCUUAUCCUUGUUCGCCGCUUUCCCCACGUUCAUCUACACUGGCGGCCUGAUGACGAAGGAGAAUCUAAAACGCUUGAAGAUUUCGCGUUCGACCCGGGCGGUGUAGAAUCUAGAGCGGUAGGACAGGAUUAGGUAUAUAUUGGCAGGUGAGGGAACCUGUGUAGGUAUGUGGAUAUGGAAAUGCGGAUAGAGGUAAUGUAAUGUAUAGUCAUGGUAAUCUGAGGUUUGGAAAUCGGUGAGGGAUACCGAAGACGGGCAGAAUAUAUAUAGAUAGAGCUUUUGGAAUUAGUGAGGGGUAGUGAGGACGGGCAAAAUAUAUAUAGA